Messenger RNA from Bufo gargarizans (Asiatic toad), 879 nucleotides. RefSeq lists its product as uncharacterized. The coding region runs from base 1 to 879 and encodes 292 amino acids. Lineage: Eukaryota; Metazoa; Chordata; Amphibia; Anura; Bufonidae. Gene Ontology annotation, molecular function: cytokine activity. The record is from RefSeq and is a predicted model, not a curated record. Gene Ontology annotation, biological process: positive regulation of immune response; defense response to virus; innate immune response. The transcript is spliced from 11 exons.
AUGGAUGAUCUUCUGAACUGUAGGGAAUCACCAGGACACAGUAAAACACAUUCUCAGGAGCUGAAGCCAUGGCUGCACCAUCUCCAGCACUUUGUGGAAGAGGAGAAGAACAUGUCCACCAGUGCAAUAAGAUGCUACAAAAGAAUGAUUAGACACAAGCCCUCUGUUUGUGACCUAAAGAGAGAAUCCCCAGGACACAAUAAAACUCCUUCUGAGGAGCUGAAGCCAUGGCUGCACCAUCUCCAGCACUUUGUGGAAGAGGCAUCUCCACAAUGUCUCCAGGACGCCAUGUUACUCAGCCUCAUCUUGCUAAUGGUUGAAGAUGUUGGGUUCAUAGGAAGAGAAGAAAGUCUUCAGAUUGACACCAAUACUUCAGCCAUGGACGUCAGACUGGUGGUCUUCUGUAUUUUACUUGUGGCCGUGACUGGGCAUCCACACAAGAGACGCUGCUUGAUGUCCAGAUAUAAAUCAGCAUCUUCCGCAGACAUCAAGAUGAUCAGACAACUGCAGAAUGAACAUGAGAAGAACAUGUCCACCAGUGCAAUGAAAUGCUACAAAAGAAUGAUGAGACACAAGCCUUCUGUUUGUGACCUAAAGUCCAGUGACCGACUGAUUCUGACCUUGGAGCGAGUUACAAUAACCACAGAGGUUCUGGCAAAUCUGUCCACGUCUGCUGUACCUGACCCUGUAUCACAGUCACUGACAGGGGAUGAUCUUCUGAUCUGUAGGGAGUCACCAGGACACAGUAAAACACCUUCUGAGGAGCUGAAGCCAUGGCUGCACCAUCUCCAUCACUUUGUGGAUGAGGCAUCUCCACAAUGUCUCCAGGAUGCCGUGUUACUCAGCCUCAUCUCUCUUUGUUAUUUUCAAAAAGAUUAA